Messenger RNA from Triticum dicoccoides, 947 nucleotides. Its product is annotated as transcription factor IBH1-like 1. Gene Ontology annotation, molecular function: protein dimerization activity. Bases 37 to 516 code for a protein of 159 amino acids. Gene Ontology annotation, biological process: regulation of DNA-templated transcription. The transcript is spliced from 2 exons. The record is from RefSeq and is a predicted model, not a curated record. NCBI's taxonomy places the organism in Eukaryota, Viridiplantae, Streptophyta, Magnoliopsida, Poales, Poaceae.
UCCUGUUUUUGCUCCAGCAAAAGAACAGAAACAACCAUGCAAGGUCCUAAAACCAGCACCAGGUCCUUCAAGCAGGCAUUCCUCAAGAACCUCCUCCUCAGCCUCCAGCUACAGGCACACCCGAACACGUCCUUUGGCGGCACCACUAGCCUCCACGAGAGGAAGCGCGCCGUCAAGUCCUCCGUGGUCGUCGCUAUGGCGACUGCACACGGUGGUGGAGCGAGGUGGCCCAAGGCCAUCUUGGCUCCGGCGUCCAGAGCGUGCAUGGUACAGAGGUGCCGGAGGAUUGUGAGGAGGUGCUGCGGCUGCAAGAGGAGCUACAUUGCGGGGAAGCUCCUGAGGAGGAGGACCAUGGCGCUGAGGGAUGUGAUACCGGGAGGCCGGGACGCCACAGUCGACGAGGUCACCCUUCUCCGUGAGGCCAUGGACUACGCCGUUCACCUGCGUGCUCAGGUCGACGUGCUCCGCCGGCUCUCCGAAGCCGUGAAAAGAUCCAGCUACAUGGCUCGGCUGUGAUUCCUGAUCUUUGUGUGCACUUGGAGAAAAAGAGGCAUUAUUUAGUAUGAGGUGGUGGCGUGCCGGUACCUUUGCAAAAAUAAAGACAUUGUCUCCAAGAUGAUUGAUGAUCAGGGAAUGGUGAAGAAUAUAUAUCAGGAUUUUCUCUUGUUCUUUUGGGAGGAGGCGCCACUUUUGUAGUGGCACACACUCUCUAGGCAGCGUGACACGGAUCGGCUAAGCGGAGUGAUAAAUCUUAUAGUAGCAGGCCGUCAACUUGCUUCGCCUCUUAGCCGUUGAUUGAAUGGCUCCGACGAGCCUUGUAUCCCCUUUUCUUAUUUUCUUUUUCGGGUUGCAUGAAAUAACUCCACCGAGCAGACCUUUUUAUCUUCUUCUCUGCAUUUGACUUUUUGUUUAGAAGCGGUGCUUUAUUUAUAAAGUGGGGGAAAAUC